Messenger RNA from Hipposideros armiger (great roundleaf bat), 3039 nucleotides. RefSeq names its product tight junction associated protein 1 (gene TJAP1). The record is from RefSeq and is a predicted model, not a curated record. Gene Ontology annotation, biological process: Golgi organization. NCBI's taxonomy places the organism in Eukaryota, Metazoa, Chordata, Mammalia, Chiroptera, Hipposideridae. Gene Ontology annotation, cellular component: trans-Golgi network. The coding region runs from base 623 to 2308 and encodes 561 amino acids. The transcript is spliced from 13 exons.
CCGAGGCCGUGGCCACUACCCGGCCUGCCCCGCGGCAAGAUGGCGGCCUGAAGACUUAGAUUAGCCUUUCCACAAUUCCUAUAGCAGCAUCUGCCCCAAUUUCAGCUGAAGACUCAGGGGCCCCAGGGACUGGAAGAAUCACAGUGCCUGCUUGGAAAGAAGAAGAGGUAGCGACUUACCCAAGCCCAACCCCAGAGCGGCUCCGGAGUUGGGCUGCUCACAACCCAAGCUGUCUGUUUAUAUGGAGUGCCUGGAGGGUGUCUGCCAUGAGUCUGUCGCUAACCGUGCUAACCCGGAGAGCUGGCUGGUUGGGGAGAAGACACUAACCCCGCCCGCCCGGAUUCCUGCGCAGGGAGUCAGCCCGACCCAGCAUGCUGCUUGUGCCCUGUGGGGACACGUUCUGCCUCACCGUCAAAGGGGUGGAGGUUGGCGGCUCGUGCCUGCUGUCACGCCCUAGCUCCCCCAGAACCCCAAGCCAGAGACCAGGCUGCCCAGAGGAGCUGUUGGCUAGAGGAAGUGGAGGGGCUGUGGGAUGCGGAGAGCCGAGGGCUAACUCCCGGACAGCGGAAAGGAGCGAGCUGCCGACAAACAGACGCAGGUCGAGGAGCCCUCACCUCCCAGAAUGACCAGUGCAGCCCCUGCUAAGAAACCCUACCGUAAGGCACCGCCCGAGCACCGGGAGCUGCGGCUGGAGGUUCCUGGAUCUCGGCUGGAGCGGGAGGAGCCCGCGACUGACGCAGAGAGGAUGAAGCUGUUAGAGCAGGAGAAUGAGGAGCUUCGCAGGCGCCUGGCCUCGGCCACCAGGCGCACCGAGGCCCUGGAGCGUGAGCUGGAAAUCGGGCAGGACUGCCUGGAGCUGGAGCUGGGCCAGAGCCGCGAGGAGCUGGACAAGUUCAAGGACAAGUUCCGCAGGCUGCAGAACAGCUACACAGCUUCACAGAGGACCAACCAGGAGCUGGAGGACAAGCUGCACACGCUGGCCUCUCUUAGCCACAGCUGGAUUUUUGCAAUCAAGAAGGCCGAGAUGGAUAGGAAGACACUGGACUGGGAGAUUGUGGAGCUGACCAACAGGCUGCUCGAUGCCAAGAACACCAUCAACAGGCUGGAGGAGCUCAACGAGCGGUACCGGCUGGACUGCAACCUGGCUGUGCAGCUACUCAAGUGUAACAAAUCCCACUUCCGUAACCACAAGUUCGCUGAUCUGCCCUGUGAGCUCCAGGACAUGGUUCAGAAACACCUGCACAGUGGUCAAGAGGCCACCAGCCCGGGCCCGGGCCCUGCCCCCAGCCUGGCACCAGGGGCUGUGGUUCCCACCUCGGUCAUUGCCCGGGUGUUAGAGAAGCCGGAGUCUCUAUUGCUCAACUCAGCCCAGUCGGGCAGUGCUGGGAGGCCCUUGGCUGAGGACGUGUUUGUGCAUGUAGACAUGAGUGGGGGCGCCCCAGGUGAUCCAGCCAGUCCCCCAGUCCCUGGCAGCCCCACCCCCCAACCCAACGGGGAGUGCCGCUCUCUGAGCACUACUGGGGGCUCCCCAGAGGAGGAGCUGCCCCUGCCAGCCUUUGAGAAGCUGAGCCCCUACCCCACCCCGUCUCCACCACACCCGCUCUAUCCUGGCCGCAAGGUGAUAGAGUUCUCUGAGGACAAGGUGCGAAUCCCCCGCAACAGCCCGCUGCCCAACUGCACCUAUGCCACCCGCCAGGCCAUUUCCCUGAGUCUGGUGGAGGAGGGGAGUGAGCAGGCACGCCCCAGCCCAGUGCCCAGCAGCCCUGCCUCAGCCCAGGCCUCACCCCAGCACCAGCCCCGCCCAGUGCCCCCUUCGCUCAGUGCCCCAGCCAGCUCCGCCAGCUCCGAGGAAGACCUGCUGGCCAGCUGGCAGCGGGCCUUUGUGGACCGCACUCCACCACCGGCCGCUGUGGCCCAGCGCACAGCCUUCGGACGGGAUGCACUCCCUGAGCUGCAGCACCAUUUUGCUCUUAGCCCCACUGACAGAGAUGAGGUGGUUCUGGCACCUUCUUCCCCACCUGGUGAGCGAGGGCUUUUGCUGCCAAUGGAACCUGACUCUGGCCUUCCCAGGGAAGAGGAAGACGAAGAGCUGAACCUGCCCCUCAGCCCCGAGGAAGAACAACAGAGCCUGCUGCCCAGUGACAGUGGCACAGAGAAAGGGCCUGGCACUUCCCACACCGAGGGCAGGGCCUGGGCCCUCCCCAGCUCCGGCCGCCCCCAGCGCAGCCCUAAGAGGAUGGGGGUGCACCACCUGCAUCGCAAGGACAGCCUGACCCAGGCCCAGGAGCAGGGCAACCUGCUCAACUAGGGCCCCUGCUUGCCUUCCCGCCACUGCUGCACUGGGACUGCAAGGAGGCCCUACCCUUGCAGCUCAGGGUCCCCUCCUCCGCCAGGCUCUUGACUAGCCCCCCUUCAGGCCUGCACAGCUCUGUUCCUGUGCAGGGAGGGUCAGGCGGGCCACACCAGGCCCUUCCGCUGCAUUGACUGUGACUGGCACCAGCUUGCCUCAUGAUUUCCCCCCUUUUCUUGUGGAAUAUUUAUUCUCCAAAGGUAACAUGCAGCCAGGGCUCAAGACCUUUCUUCAGCUCAGCCCAGUCCAAAUCGGGCUGUUCUAGGGAGCUGAGGGGUUUAUCACAUCAGUGUUCCUCCUCCAUCCUCCUUUCAUAUCCAUGAGUGUUUUUUUGUUUUUUUGGGGGGGGAUCAUUGGGAUUAUUAACUUCUAAUUUCUAUUUUUUUAUUAACCUUUCUGUUUUCCGCCUGUAUCCCUCUCCCCCCAGAUCCUCUGCACAAGCUGUUGCCUUCAGGGGGCCUGGCACAGUGGGCCUUCGGGGGUGAGGGAGGGGCUGACUCAGGGCUCUCCUCAGCUAUUUCCUUCCUCCUUCAGGAAGGGAGUAGAGAGUGGGACUCAGGGGCCUCAAGGCUGGGCUCUAGGUGAGGCCUGCCCCCCUCCCAACCUUGACUCUAGACUGUUACUCCCAGCUUUGGGAAAUUUUCACAUCGAUGACUUUUAAAAUUAAAUAAAACUAUUUUACUGCUAUG